ACAUCAGAUUGCACUUCCCAUACUUACCAGUAAUACAGAUUGGCCCACGCAGCAGAAAAAUUUUUGUGCCAAUGGAGCUUCUUACCGUUGCCGCUAAACCGCAGAAAGUGAAGAGAGAGCUGGAUGAGUCACAGAAAGCCAAAUUGAUUCGGGGUGCAGCAAUGGAGCCAAAAUUGCGAAAAGAGCGCAUUGAGUUGAUAUUGAAUGAUCAGGACCUGGACAAC
Molecule: messenger RNA, 224 nt
Organism: Gongylonema pulchrum
Lineage: Eukaryota; Metazoa; Nematoda; Chromadorea; Rhabditida; Gongylonematidae
Source: the annotation of a GenBank genome assembly